Brenthis ino (lesser marbled fritillary) is the source of this 1134-nucleotide messenger RNA. The record is from the annotation of a GenBank genome assembly. NCBI's taxonomy places the organism in Eukaryota, Metazoa, Arthropoda, Insecta, Lepidoptera, Nymphalidae.
AUGUCAAAGGUAGCCGCCGAAGUAAUAGAUGAAGCAAAGGAGCGCGCCCAUUUUCGAGCAGUCGUAAACGCUUUUAAAUAUUAUAAGCUAUGCAGUCUCGAUAGAAUACAUAAAUCUGAAAAAAUGAUCUCAAUGUUGCCACUGAUUCAUCAGAAACGACUCGACAAGUAUAGGGAUUACCUCUUUAAGUUUAAGAAGUGCUUAGAUGUUAAUAAUACAGUAGUAUAUAACAUAAUUGAGGACGUGGAUACGAUGUUCGAAAAUGUCGACCAUAGCGUUGAUACCAAUAAUGGUGUGGAUAGUUUCGGUUGCAACUACAAAAAUUGUGAAAUAUCCUCGCAGAAACAACACAAAAUGCAACAUGAUGUGGAAAAGGUACAAUCCGUUUUGAAGAACAUAGUAAGGGAUUGGAGUGACGUAGGUGCCCCAGAGAGAGAACAGUGCUAUAAACCGAUAUUAGAUGAGCUGGCUGUGCUAUACCCGCUUGACAAAUAUAGUGACAGGUCACAUAUAAAGGUUCUAGUGCCAGGGGCUGGUUUAGGAAGACUCGCAUGGGAAAUAGCGGCCAUGGGGUAUUCGUGUCAGGGGAAUGAGUUCUCCCUGUUCAUGCUGUUUGCGAGUAACUUCAUAUUGAAUAAAUGUCCUCAGGCCAACCAGCAUACAGUAUAUCCCUGGGUGCACCAGUUUGUAAACAACCUGUCCAGCGAGCAUCAGAUCCAAGCGGCCAGCUUCCCGGAUGUGCCACCAUCCACAAGGCACUCCCAUUUCUCUAUUGCUGCCGGGGACUUCCUCAAGGUAUACACAGAAUAUGACGAAUGGCACAGUAUUGCGACUUGUUUCUUCAUAGAUUGCGCUCCGAAUGUCAUUGAGUUUGUUGAAAGGAUAUAUGCGAUAUUACGACCAGGUGGAUAUUGGAUCAACUUGGGUCCACUGCUGUAUCAUUAUAGUGAUAUGCCUACAGAAUUCAGUAUUGAGCCUCCCUAUGACAUAUUAUUGGAUAUAAUUAAAGAUGUUGGGUUCGAAGUUUUGAAGGAAAAAACUGGUGUGAAGACGAAAUACGCACAAAAUCAAAACUCUAUGAUGCAACACGAAUAUAAGUCUGUGUUUUUCGUUUGUAGAAAGCCUUUCAGUGCC